AUAACUUGUCCUGGAGUGCAGCUGAAAGACAAACAGGAACUUUAUCUGAGUGUCUUUGUACUUGGGCAGUACCACAAAACUCAAUGUGUCCCUGCAGUGUUCCCGCUCUUCUUUCAAGAAAGACUACUAUUUGAAAAGGAAUUUGCUAAUAUAGUUGAUCCUGGAGACCUUGUGAAGUUACUGGAGUUUGACACAACAGUACUUGAACUAAUACAGCUCGUUCCUCCAGUGGGAAAAGUUCUAGCUACAUAUGAAGAAAAUACAAGAGAUUUCCUGUUCCCUGACCCUAAGCUUACCCAUGGACUCCGUGGUUUGCAGCGUGAGGUUUUAAUGAAGAGGUCCCCGUCUUUCACAGGAAUUGCACCAAAAUUGAGAUUUUCUACAACCUGCCUUAUUUCAGACAGUCUGUUAAUCUUAGGAAGGAGUCACAUACAGACUGAUAGGCACUGGGUGCAUCAUCCAGCCCCAAGUGGAAGAAUGCCCUCCAAGCUGGCCAGGAAGAGCCCUCCUUCAGCGGAGCAGAGCUCGGCCCUGCGGAGCUACGAGCAGCCCACCAUUGCCUCCAAGUCGCGCUCGCCGUCCCCGUACACCAAGCGCCGCAUGUGCGAGCUGUCGGAGGAGGCCAGGCAGAGACUGUCCCACCUGAACCUGGGCCCUCACGAGUUCAGGAGAGACACUGACAAACCUCCCUUUGUCAUCAGACGGGUUGGACAACCAAGUCCUGGUGCUAAACUUCAUUCCUUGUGUUCCCUGCGAGAAAGCACAGCAGAAGCCUGGCCCAAGGCACCCCAUGAUCCUUCUCCUCGCAACAGCUACAGAUCCAAGAAAACUGAAGCAAAAUCCACCAGUGGAAAAGGCUUGGAUAGAUCUGCUGUCUGCAAGGAGGAUGUGAGCCCAGAUCCACCCAACAGAGAGUCCCAUUCUGCUGCUUCUUUGGAGUGUUCAGCACUUCCAGCAGCUCAGGAGUCUCUGAGUUCUGUGCUGAGUCGAUCUUCUCUGAGAGAAAGAUUUGGCACUGGUUGGCCUUCACCAGCAAAUAUUGAUGAGAUCCAUAAAAGAGUGAAAAAUAUUUUAAGGACACACAGAGCUAGACAGCGCCUCAUAUUUGAUGAUUUGCCUCAGACAAGAGAACCUACAGAUAAUAAGCCCUUAACUGUGAGUGAGCUGCGGAGCAGUUCUCCAGUGCAGCAGAACACUCCUGUUCUCUUGGAUAGUGGUGAACGUUGGCCUGGUCCUGCAGCUGUGUACAAAGAGAAGCCUCACAGAGCAAUCUUGGAGGAGAGUCUUGCAAAAAUAUAUAGAGAGAUGUAUGAAAAAACUGCUGGUGCUGUUUCAGAUCACAAAACACAUUCCUGAAAGUAACUCACCUGAAAAUGCAUAGUAUAUAGUAUUUGAAACUAAACCUAUUUUUAUACAACAAUAUUUGUACUCUAUUUUUUUAAGCUGUCUUAUGGGUAGGCAGGGUUUUGGAGAAAUGGGGAUUUGGCCUGGGCUGAAAAAAGGAAAUAAUUACUUUUCAUUCCCAGAAAAAGAAACAAUAAUCCCUAA
Zonotrichia albicollis (white-throated sparrow) is the source of this 1548-nucleotide messenger RNA. NCBI's taxonomy places the organism in Eukaryota, Metazoa, Chordata, Aves, Passeriformes, Passerellidae. The record is from RefSeq and is a predicted model, not a curated record.